Molecule: messenger RNA, 788 nt
Organism: Mercurialis annua (annual mercury)
Lineage: Eukaryota; Viridiplantae; Streptophyta; Magnoliopsida; Malpighiales; Euphorbiaceae
Exons: 2
Coding region: 41-553 (170 amino acids)
Molecular function (GO): zinc ion binding
Source: RefSeq, a predicted model, not a curated record
AUGGGCAUUAUCAAAAUCAGUCCAUAAUAGAUUCAAUAUCAUGACAUCAAACACAGCUGAAUCAUUGAAUGCCGCCAUCAACAAAGCAAGAGAGCUACCUAUCUCAAUGUUAUUUGAAUACUUGAGAAGCUUAACUCAGAGAUGGAGUUAUAAAAACAUACAUUUGGCAAGAUGUACAAUUACAACACUGAUGCCUAAACAUGAAGAAAGUUUGAGGGAGAGCUUCAUAAACUGCAUUAAACUAGAGGUGGAGCAAACAAGUGAUGAAAUAUUCAAAGUUAGUAAUGGUGACAAAACAAACACAGUCAAUAUUAUGGAAAGAACUUGUACAUGCAAAAGGUUUCAAUUGGAUAUGAUACCGUGCAUACAUGCUUUAGCUGUUUUUAAUGACAGGCAUCAGGAUCCUUAUGAAUACUGCUCAAAGUAUUACACAAAAAACGAAAUGCUAGCUGCUUAUGAAGACAUAGUCUAUCCAAUUGCAAACGAAGAAUCAUGGGAUAUUCCAAUAGAAAUAAAAAAAUCAAGUUGUUCUAACACCAAAGGGAAAGGUUAAAGCAGGUAGACCAAGAAAACAAAGGAUCAAAGGACCAAAUGAAAAGUCAAACAAAAACAGAUGUGGAAGAUGUGAAAAAUAUGGUCAUAAUAAGAAGACAUGUAGAAAUCCUCCAAAAAAUUGAUACAAUUCUUGUUUGUAUUUUUUAAUAUUUUUGAACAGUUUUAAAUAAUUUUUUUCUUAUUGAAUUCAUUGUAAGACAAUUUACAUAAUAGCAUUGAAAAAAGUUACAAUC